GAUCCCCAUCUCCCAUCUCUAACGACACAUGAUCCCAAACGUAACCUUCGGCGCCAACGCUUCCUUGUUUCAAAUUCGUCCUAGUUGAAUGGCCAAAAUCGAAUUAGUGACUGACCGAAUAAUCUAUUUCGCGACAGCCCCCCCCACCGUCGUCCCAUCGUUUUCGGCAACCGGCAAAACCGUUGCCACUUAACCCCACUCCUUCCAAGCCCGAAAACUCCAAUGCACUCUUCACUCUAGCGUUGAUCACUGGGCGUUGAGGGCGCAACACAAACAAACAAACAAACAAACCCAACAUCAACAAGCGCUUUGAAGGAUCCUCGAAAUGUGGGCAACGGCCAGGGCGCGCGAUAAGAUGCGAUGCUGCAUCGGUGUCGUCGUAUAAAAAGCGUUCAUUGAUGUCCAACCCGGGUCAGUCGUCGGUAGCAUUGGGCACGAGCGGUGUUUUGCGGUGAUAUAUGUGAGCAAGCAUUAGGCGUAUUAGGCGUCAUCAACAGUGGUUUGAGCAUUUUGCUGGUGGUUGAGGCAGCCGAAUUGGGAGCAGUGAAUAAAUCGGAUUAGCAUAAGCAAUAAAAGUGCCACCAGUGUCGUCGGUUCGGAGUGAGUGAAGGACAUUGUUGUGUUUUGCUGCGAAAAAAAAACCCCAUAAACUCCAGGAAAAUGAAACUGUUCGGAAGUAGCAGCACGUUGCUGGUGAUGCUGAUCAUUGGAUUGGUGUGGAGUGAACAGCUGGAGGAGCAGGACAGCGACACCAACGAUCUGGAAACGGCAGAAUCGGCCUUCCACAUCGACCCAAAGACGGUGAUUUUCACCGGGCUGGCCGGUAUCGGGGCACUGGUGGUGAAGGGCUUGGCGCUGGGCAUUGGUGGCGGUAAGCUGCUUCUGCUGGCCAAACAUGCCGGCAACUCGCACAGCAGCUCCGGCUGGGACGAUUCCUCCAAGUCGUACUCAUCGCACCCGUCCUACCCGACGUACAAGUCGUACUCGAGCAGCUACUCGUCCUCGUACGAGGCGAAACCAACGUCGUACACUGGCAGCCUGAAGGUGUCCGGUUCGCUGACGCCGGUGAGUUCCAAAUCUUCGUCCGACUCGUCGAGCUCGUCCACGGCCGCACCGACCAAGACGAGCCUCUCGCUUGACGAUGGUGAUGAUGCACUGCCUGAAAACUGAGUUUCAAAAUUUCAGGUUCAUUAGCAGCGGGCUGGCUGGCUACUGCCUGGCGAACGGCGUUGUUGAGGCUGAGAGUAUCUCCUUUUUUUGGCGAACGUUGUGAGCAAAAUUCUGGACAGAUCAGGGCGUGGAAAGAAUAGGGGGGGGAAGGCGAUGCAAGGCAGGCGUUACAAAAGCCUAAACCAAACUAAAUCUGCUUUGUUUAGUAGUGCCUAUUUGUCUAAGGUUUACUAUUUUCUGGGGAAUAUACACCUAUUUAUAAGCUUUCAUCGAUCAUAUUGUGAUACUUUGCUCAUCUGAUUAAACCGGUUUCCAUUGUAUUAAGCAAU
Messenger RNA from Anopheles coluzzii, 1499 nucleotides. RefSeq lists its product as uncharacterized. Bases 661 to 1170 code for a protein of 169 amino acids. The record is from RefSeq and is a predicted model, not a curated record. NCBI's taxonomy places the organism in Eukaryota, Metazoa, Arthropoda, Insecta, Diptera, Culicidae. The transcript has 2 exons.